Solea solea (common sole) is the source of this 4757-nucleotide messenger RNA. RefSeq names its product ADAM metallopeptidase domain 8b (gene adam8b). Gene Ontology annotation, biological process: inflammatory response; positive regulation of cellular extravasation; positive regulation of membrane protein ectodomain proteolysis. The record is from RefSeq and is a predicted model, not a curated record. Lineage: Eukaryota; Metazoa; Chordata; Actinopteri; Pleuronectiformes; Soleidae. The transcript has 23 exons. Gene Ontology annotation, molecular function: cell adhesion molecule binding; metalloendopeptidase activity. Bases 103 to 2559 code for a protein of 818 amino acids.
GUGAUAACGAAGCUUUACCGGAGGCGGGACUUGGGUGAGCAGGGGUGAUUCACGGUGGAGUAACGGCGGAGCAGCAACGCUGGCCGAACACAGGACAUCGUCAUGUUGUCUCUGUGGUUCACAUGUGUUUGUGUUGUGCACAGCUCUGCCCUGCUGUCUCACGUGGACCAGUAUGAAGUGGUCAGACCUCAGAGGCUGCAGCACGGGAGGCAGAGGAGGAGCCUGAGAGAAAACCAGCUUCACCCAGAUACGGUGCAGUAUAAGUUGGCCAUUGAAGGGAAGAACCACAUCAUCCACUUGGAGAAAAACAACAAUCUUAUUGGAAAAGGCUACACCGAAACACACUAUUCAGAAGACGGGAAACGAGUCAUAACAUCACCAAGUGAGGAGCACUGCUAUUAUCACGGCCAUAUUGAAGGAGUGACGGACUCUUCGGUCAGCGUGGGGAUUUGCUCAGGGAUUAGUGGCUUUGUGAGGGCCCGGCAGCAGCUCUACCUGAUCGAGCCUCUGGGAAAGUCAGAGGAUGAAGAGCAUGCCGUUUACCGACAGGAAAACCUGAAGUUCAGCCGCCGCCCCAGAUGUGGCUCUUUGUCAAACACCACUGUGCUGUAUGACCGGGACCAGGUCCCUCACCAAGCUGGGCUCUUCAGGUCCAGAUUGUGGAAUACUAAACCGGUCACACAGCGGUUUGUCGAGCUGUUUGUGGUGGUUGACAACACCGAGUAUAAACGCUAUGGAAGUCAGACUAAAUCCCGUGUUCUUGCAGCUCUUAAUCACGUAGACAAGCUGUAUCGAGCUCUGAACAUCCGCGUCGUGCUGGUGGGAUUAGAGAUAUGGACGUACAAGGACUACAUUGACGUGGACAUAAAUUCGGAGACCACGCUGGACAAUUUCCUGAUGUGGCGCCAGACCGAGCUCCUGCAGAGGAUGAAGCACGACAAUGCCCAGUUUGUGACAGGCAAAGAUUUUGAAAAAGACACAGUGGGGUUGGCAAAUAAGUUCGCCAUGUGUUCCGAAAACUCGGGCGGAGUCAAUCAGGAUCACCAUGCUAACCCAAUCGGCCUUGCCUCCACCAUUGCUCAUGAGAUGGGGCAUAAUUUUGGCUUGUCCCAUGAUGCUGCAGGUUGUUUGUGCAGCAGUGAAAACUGUGUGAUGGCAGAGAAGCUCAGGACAGGAAGUGAAGCAUUCCCAGAGUUUUUCAGCAGCUGCAGCGUGGAGCAGCUUGCUGAGUUCAUGGAACGAGCUCAACCCAGCUGCUUGGAUAAACCAAACCCCAUCAGGACCAUCGCUGCGGGGCCUCACUGUGGCAACGCCCUGCUAGACCCUGGAGAGGAGUGUGAUUGUGGCACUGUGGAGGAAUGCAGGAACCUUUGCUGCGAUGCCUCAACGUGUCGUCUGACUGAGGGAUCCCAGUGUGCUCAUGGACAAUGCUGUGACAACUGUCAGUUCAAAGGUGCUGGAAGUGUGUGCAGGAGGUCGUCCAGUGACUGCGACCUGCCCGAAUACUGUACCGGCAGGUCCGAGGUUUGUCCCGAAGACAGCUUUGAGAUGAACGGCAAACCGUGCUACGACCAGGCGCAGGGCUACUGCUACAACGGCCAGUGUCCCACUUAUGAGCAGCACUGCUGGAGGAUGUUUGGACAAGGAGCCACGGUUGGGCCUAAUAUUUGUUUUGAACUGACCACACGUGGCGAGGAAGGCGCAAACUGUGGGAGCACCAAAUUUGGCUACAUCCGCUGCACUGCACAGAAUUUCAAGUGUGGAUCUAUGUUUUGCCAAGGGGGGGGUGACUCCAUCACGGGUAAGAGGGCGGCCUACACUGUGCUUGGCACUGAAUGUAAACUCGUUGUGGAUGACUAUAAAACCAGAAACAUUGACAUGGUGCCCAAAGGAACCAAAUGUGGACCAAAUAAGGUUUGCCUUGACAACAGGUGUGUGGAUCUGUCAGCGUACGGGGCACAGGGAGAUUGUGCAAAGAAAUGCAACAGUAAUGGGGUUUGUAAUCACAAGAAAGAGUGCCAUUGUAAUCCCGGAUGGGCCCCACCUUACUGUGACACCCAGUACACAGAUAUACCUCAAGGUCAGAACUGGAUAAUAGCCGGUGUGUGUGCCGCUCUGGCCGUCCUUGUAGCGAUCACUGUAGUGAUCGCAGGGCUGAUGUGCUGUAAAAAGGACAACAUGGACAACUACACAUCCAAAAGGAAAGUGCACUCAGCUCCCGGCAAGUUGAACCCAAUGUUCAAUGAACCGAGUGUUAAAGAAAGGCCUCAGAUCAGUCAGCCCACUUUCAUGGAGUCGACGGCGACGCAGGUGUGCUCCCCUCUGAUUGUCUCUGUGUCACCCAGUCGACCGGCGCCACAGCCACCACACGUGUCUUCCAUGUCAUCUACCUCACAAGCUGCACCGACAAAACCUCAACCUCCUGCCAAACCUUUACCACCUCUGACUAAACCAAAGUAUAAUGGAGCCAAACCGAACCCUCCUCCCGUACCUCCAGUCAAGCCCAGUCCUCCUCCUCCGCUGCCCCCGGCAAAGCCACAAGUCCACAGACUGACAUGAAAAUAUCAUGUCAAAAAUAACCAAAGCCGACUACAUCAGCCUGUAGUCACACACAGGCAUAACAUAUAUAAAUAUAGAGAGAGAGAAAGAGAGGAAGAGAGGGAUCCUUGUUAUAGAAAACAAAGGGUCACUUCCCAAAAGCCUUAAGACGCUGUGCGUGACGCGAGGUGACUCCGGCUGAGAAUGUGUUUUAACACAUGACCAACAGCUGUGCUGCUGCUGUGGAUUUUUACUGCUGUUGCAAUUGUAAUUGUUUUAAAAAAAAAAAAAAAAAAAAAAAGGUUAUUUAACAGAUUGUGUCUUUGCAGGUUUGUGUAAAAUGAUCUAUUGUUGUUUUCUUUUCCUUCCCUUAGAGUAAAGAAUGAGAGGAAAGUCAGCAAAUGGCUCCUCUUAGCGCUCCACACACAGGGAGCUGUCAGAGCGUUCUGAACAUACAAUACUUAAAUAAUAAGUAUUUAUCUGAUGUUUGUGUCCCAAUGAUCUGUGAAGGACUUGUUCUGAGUUACUGAACACUGGUUAACUAGCCUGGACCUGAUAUCAUGGGUUUGGCUCAUAGACAAACAUGGACGUGGCCUUCAGGUUUGAAAAGUGAAGCAUAGAAGUAGGAUCGACGUGGCUUUUACCCACCAGAGACUUGGAAGUCAAUAGGAAAAUGACUUUCUACUUCCCCUCCCGAUUUACAACAUCAGCAGGAAAUUUGAUGACAACGCACAGCACAUGUGAGUGAACACCAGUGUAUGUGACAGCUGGUGUCACCCGGUAGUCGCCUAGUUGCAGGUGACGUCCGUCUAGUUGCUGCUCAACGGAGUAUUAGGGCCAAACUGAAGAGAUAAAAAAGAAGUCAUCUUUCUAGAAUUAAGUCGUAGUAUUCAAAAAGUCAUACAUUUGCAACAAGAAAAGUCAUAACAUGAGAUUAUUUUUAUCCACUUCCUCCUCCACAAAGGAGAAGUCUGUGUGAUGCUUUUUCUUCAAAAAACAGACUGGGUUCCUUGCACAAGCCCUUUCAAAGUCCUGAUGCUCGCGAUAAUGUGGUGCCGAUGUGCGAAGAGAUUAAGCGUUUCCUUAUGUGUGUGACGCAGGUGGUUGACUUCAUUCCCAUAAUAUUACGACUUUAUUCUCACAAGAUUAAAAAAAGAAACGUCUCUUAAGUUUGGCCGCGAUACUCGCAGUCGUAAAAUACCAAAUCUCAUGGCUCUUUUUUUUCAACCAGAAGACUGUGUUUCUUGUUUAUGUUCAGCCUCACGUUUACACACACACACACACACAGCUCGUGGUGUUAUUGCAGGGUUUAAAUCUUUAAUGUUAAAACAAAUUAAACGGCAAUCGGCCACAGCGCCGAAGCGGGUUUUAAUGUCAUAAAGCCAUGUGAAAUAACGGAAACUUUAAAUUAACUUUGGAAUCAUAUUACUCAAUGUUCAGUGUGAACAAUAUCUCUUCUGCCAGGGAGUCCUGGUCAAGAUAGCAGCAUAGAUAGCCCAAAUAGUUUCAGAACGAUUUCAGAUAAAAAAGGUUAAAAGGAGGUCGUCAAAAAAGAGAAGUAUAAAUAAAGUGCAGACAGAAUAAAGUACAGAAGGCUGUGUCUCAUGUUUUGCAUCUCUAUUUUUAACAAAUUAUCUUUUAAAGUCACGGUUCUUUUUCGUUGCCCAAUGUCAGGAUCCACUGAAACUGUUUUAUGAAGUUAUGGAGGACAGGCGACGUCGUCCUCAAGUCAGUUUUGUACUCUUCCUAAACUCUUCCAAAGCCAGUCUCCAUCUACACUCUUUAAGUUAACUUUCCAUGCAUUAUACUUGAAAACCUGUCAACGGUAAACACACACACACACAGAGAUUUGUGUUUCUGUGGUUCAGCUGCAAAUAUUUACAUCUCCCUUUGUUUGUUUUCAGCCCCCAGUGAGGGGUGUAUGACACCGCCGCGAGGAGCAAUUACAUGUUGUUUUUAUUUUUUACUGCACUGAUUUCUUUUUCUUUCUUUCUAGGGCAACAGUCAUGUGGGAUAAACUUGCACACUUGGUUUAUGACUGAUUGAACUUGAAAUUAAAAACAGUUUUGUUUCUUUUUUUUGUUACAAAAAGCCUUUUGUGCACUUUAUGACAAAACUAUGAUGUUGUUGUCUGAAGCGAAACACGCCAGAGAAAUUCCAGUUUGUCCAGUUUGUGAGUUUGUUAUGUGAACUGCGUGAAUAAAAAAAGGUUUUCUCGA